AUGCCCGAGCCAGUUGGUAAAUUACAUCGCGAAAGGACCAGGUUUUACACAACACCUGGUAGGACACAUUUUUACAGCGCCUCAAGAAACCAUGGUUUUAACUCGAGCUACGCAAGAACUGGCUACUUUAGCCAGCCUUCGCGGAAAAACCUGGUAGGGGGCUUCUCGAGACUGAGUACAACCAAAAGUGGUUUUACCAGCUCAUUUUCCGGCGAAAAUGAACUGGAAUGUCAAAAUAUAUUAUGUAAACGCGGAUUCCUAAAGAGGAUUUUCUAUUCCCAAUUUAAUAACCUAUUUAACACAGAUAUCAAGAACAAUAACAACUGUAAGAAGUACGGAGCGAUUCUGCUCACCCUAUUCUUCUUGAACCUGUGCAUCACAGUGUUGGCAUUUAUCGCUAAGGACCCGGUGACCUGUAGGAAGGAGCUGACGGACUACUCGACGGGGACCAGCCACAUGGUGACGAUCAACCCCCAGGACUGCAACCUCAAGAGCGGAGGCAAGGGCUUCAAAAUAGACCACGAUAAAAUAUACGUUUACUACAACAUCCUGAAUUACCCGUUUCACUUCAGCAGCGUCUUCAAGCUGCACAGUAAGCUGCAAUUCCAGGGUAAAAUAUCCAGGGUCAAUUCAGAUUUGGAUCUUUGUGGAGCCUACUCAAAGCUGCACGCGAACGGACUGCACAGGGUCAUCAAUCCGUGCGGAUCACACGUGGUUAACGUGUACAAUGACCAGUUUAAGUUUCUAAGGCCCAAAUCGGAGUCAAGAAAGAAUCAAAGAAAGGUCGAUGAGUCUAGCGCCGAUGACGGGGCUGCUGGCAGUAGUAGCAUCCCAGGAUCCGGAGAUAACAGUGGCAAUAGCAGGGGCGCAGAUGACGGAGACGAAGACCUGCGAGAAUGGGACGAGAUGAAGCUGGACGACAGGAAGGAGCUGCUAAUUAGGCAUCAUGAGUACGGCCACUCGAGAAACAUAUCCAAGGAGGACAGGCUGACCUUCAACGACUACUAUUGGAUGGGAGACACAGUGGAGUACUCCAAGGAGAUCAACAUUGGAAUGUCGAGGGACUUCGAACUGUUGAACGGCUGGAAUUAUAAUAAUAGAAUGUACCACCAACUCAACUCUGAAGUCUCGGGGGUAGGAGUGAGGAACGGACACUUUGUGCAGUGGAUGAGCCCAGCCCCCUUCCCCGAUUUCACGAAGCUGUACGGAGUGCUCGAGGGGCCCGCGGAGGUGCCGCUGACGUUCAAGUUCGUCAACAACUAUAACGUAACGGCGUUCCACGGCAAGAAGUUCCUGGUUCUGAAGGCGUCGAGCUACAACAUCGGCAACAUCCUGUUCCUGAGGGUACUGUUCAUGCUGUUCACACUCCUGUCCCUGUCGUUUGGACUUUUGUUCACGCUGUAUAGACCCAAGAACCAGAACAGCAUUUUUAAUCUGAUAUAA
Molecule: messenger RNA, 1443 nt
Organism: Theileria orientalis strain Shintoku
Lineage: Eukaryota; Apicomplexa; Aconoidasida; Piroplasmida; Theileriidae
Exons: 4
Coding region: 1-1443 (480 amino acids)
Cellular component (GO): Golgi apparatus; plasma membrane; endoplasmic reticulum
Source: RefSeq, a predicted model, not a curated record